AUGCCAUAUUCUGUGGCCAAGCGAUGGGAUACACAAGUUCAAACCCACGAAAGUCUCUUGGUUUUCGCUGACAGAUCGACCAAGUUCCCAGUCGGUAUACUUGAGGAUCUACAUGUGCAGAUAGGGAACACACUCAUUCCAGCAGACUUUGUAGUCCUCGAGCUCGACGAAGAGCCUAAGGAUCCGCUCAUACUAGGGCGAAACUUCCUAUGCACAGCUGGUGCAAUCAUUGACGUGAAGGGAGGAAUCAUUGAUCUCCAUCUGGGAGAUAUCGUCAUGAGGUUCGAGAUGAACAAACUCCUCAAGAAGCCAAUGUUAGAUGGGCAAACUUAUGUGAUUGAAGAUGGCUCAAACUUGGUGGACGAAGUGAGUGAGGAGAUGCUUCUUGACGACCCUCUGGAGGUAGCUUUGACUAAAGCUGAAGGCGAGUAUGAUUUCCUGAAUGAGGAAGCCGAUGGCUUCGGGAAGAUGAUGGACGCAAGCGGCAAGAUGGAGAGACUGGUGGCGUUCAUGAGCUUGGAGGAGGAGGAUCGAUCGAAGAUGCCAGAUCGAUCGAAUGCACCUCAGGAGAGUCCUCAACAGCCCUGGAGCGAGUCGAGUGCGCCUAAGCUCGAGCUGAAAACACUCCCUGCGGGGCUCAGGUAUGCAUUUCUGGGACCUAACUCUACAUACCCUGUGAUAGUGAAUGCUGAGCUGAACAAUGUUGAACUUGCUUUGCUUCUCUGUGAGCUUAGGAAGUAUAGAAAAGCUAUAGGGUAUUCGCUAGAUGACAUCCCUGGAAUUUCUCCUGAUCUUUGCAUGCAUAGAAUACAUCUAGAAGAUGAAUCGAUGACUUCUGUAGAACAUCAGAGGAGGUUAAACCCGAAUCUAAAAGAUGUUGUCAAGAAAGAGAUAAUGAAACUUCUAGAUGCUGGUGUAAUUUAUGCUAUAUCUGAUAGUAAGUGGGUCAGUCCUGUGCAUGUAGUUCCUAAGAAAGGUGGUAUAACUGUUGUUAAGAAUGAUAGGAACGAGCUGAUACCCACUAGAACUGUCACUGGUCAUCGCAUGUGCAUUGAUUACCGCAAACUGAAUGCUGCAACUCGCAAAGAUCAUUUUCCUCUCCCAUUUAUUGAUCAAAUGCUUGAGAGAUUGGCUAACCAUCCAUACUACUGCUUUUUAGAUGGUUACUCAGGUUUCUUUCAGAUCCCCAUCCACCCAGACGACCAGGAGAAGACGACAUUCACAUGUCCAUAUGGCACUUAUGCUUAUCGCAGAAUGCCGUUUGGACUGUGCAAUGCACCGGCGACGUUCCAGCGCUGCAUGAUGUCUAUUUUCACUGACCUUAUUGAGGACAUAAUGGAAGUUUUCAUGGACGACUUUUCUGUCUAUGGAAGCUCCUUUGCUGUGUGUUUGUCUAAUCUGUGCAGGGAUUUCGAGAAGGGAAUCGAGGUCGACAGAGCGAAGAUCGAGGUGAUGAUGAGUCUACAGCCGCCUAAUUCUGUCAAGGGAAUCCGCAGCUUUCUGGGGCAUGCAGGGUUCUACAGGCGAUUCAUCAAGGACUUCUCCAAGAUCACCAGACCUUUGACGCUGCUGUUGUGUAAGGAGGUCAAGUUCGACUUUGACAGUACAUGCUUGGAGGCCUUUCACACGAUCAAGGGAGCUCUGAGAAAGGAGAAGAAGCUGCACGUGAUCUACUACGCCAGUCGCACACUUGAUGAAGCUCAGUGCAAGUACGCUACGACUGAGAAGGAACUAUUGGCGGUGGUGUUUGCAUUUGAGAAGUUUCGGUCCUAUCUUGUUGGAUCGAAGGUGAUUGUCCAUACUGAUCACGCUGCCUUGAAGUACUUGCUGACGAAGAAGGAUGCGAAGCCGAGACUCUUGAGAUGGAUUCUUUUGCUUCAGGAGUUCGAUCUGGAGAUCAAGGAUAAGAAAGGGAUUGACAAUGGUGUAGCUGAUCACCUGUCAAGGAUGAAGAUCGAUGAUGACGUCCCUCUAGACGACAGCUUACCUGAUGAGCACGUCUACGCUGUUGAGGUGAUCGAUUACGGCGAGCCCCUGCUCGCAGAUGAUGGAGUUCGAUCGAGUGCACAGAAGGAGAUCGAUCGAAUGGGAGAUGGAGAUCGUACUUUGAGCUGUAACGCCGUUGACCGUCCAAAGAAGAAGUUCUUGAGAGACAUCCGGCGCUAUUUCUGGGAUGAGCCAUACCUGUACAAGCACUGCACCGAUGGAGUCUACAGGAGAUGUGUAGCUGAUGAGGAGAUACCUGGGAUCUUGUUCCACUGUCAUAGCUCGUCUUAUGCUGGACACUUCGCGACGUACAAGACUGUAUCCAAGGCGCUGCAAGCUGGCUACUGGUGGCCCACCAUGUUCCGAGAUGCUCACAGAUUCGUGUCUAAGUGUGAUGUAUGCCAGAGACAGGGGAACAUCAGUAAGAGAAACGAGAUGCCACAGAACUUCAUUCUGGAAGUAGAGGUUUUCGACGUGUGGGGAGUUGACUUCAUGGGACCCUUCCCAUCUUCCUAUGGAAACCUGUACAUUUUGGUGGCUGUCGACUAUGUAUCUAAGUGGGUAGAGGCUUUGGCCAGUCCCACUAAUGAUGCAAAGGUCGUGAUGAAGAUGUUCAAGUCGGUGAUCUUCCCUCGAUUUGGUGUGCCGAGAGUUGUUAUCAGUGAUGGAGGUUCCCAUUUCAUCAAUAGGACCUUCGAUAAUAUGUUGAAGAGGCACGGGGUGAAGCACAAGGUGGCGACUCCUUAUCAUCCCCAGACGAGUGGCCAAGUCGAGCUAUCUAACAGAGAGAUCAAGAACAUCCUUCAGAAGACUGCAGGCACGACUGGGAAGGACUGGGCUGCAAAGUUGGAUGAUGCACUCUGGGCCUAUCGAACUGCCUACAAGACUCCUCUUGGUACGACACCGUUCAACUUGGUCUAUGGCAAGGCUUGUCACCUGCCUGUGGAGUUAGAGUACAAGGCUGCGUGGGCAGUGAAGCAGAUGAACUAUGACAUGAAGUCUGCGGCAGAGAGGAGGAACAUGCAGUUGGUCGAGCUUGACGAGAUUAGGCACCUGGCCUAUGACAGUUCGAAGAUCUACAAGGAGCGGACUAAAGCUUACCAUGACAAGAAGAUCCUGAAAAGGAACUUUUCCCAAGGAGAUCAAGUCCUGCUGUUUAACUCCAGGCUGAAGUUGUUUCCUGGAAAGCUGAAAUCAAGAUGGUCUGGGCCCUUUGUCAUCAAGGAAGUCAGACCAUAUGGAGCCUUUUGA
Messenger RNA from Microthlaspi erraticum, 3237 nucleotides. NCBI's taxonomy places the organism in Eukaryota, Viridiplantae, Streptophyta, Magnoliopsida, Brassicales, Brassicaceae. The record is from the annotation of a GenBank genome assembly.